AUGGCUGCUAAAGCUUCAUCCAGAUUAACUCAGGUCCACUGUUUGCGUAUUCGUCGUGAUGACGAAUGUUCCACCUUACGUCAUAGACCGGGUACGACCACGACGAAAUUCAUGACCAGAUUCUCGACAUCAAAUACGGCUUGUCCUCUCCGAGUUGGCUUUCGAGGUAAUUUCAAACAAGUCCUACCAUUCAGGAGGAAAAUCCAAACAAAACUUCCAAACAUGAAGCAGUACACGGCCGAAGAGCUCUUUCCCUCGCAUUCCGCGCUCGGCGAGUCGCCGCUCUACGACGCGGCUUCAGAUAGUCUCUUCUUUGUGGACAUCAAGCACCAUUUGGUGCACUGGGUGCCAUUGUCCAUAGGCUGGGAUGCCAAGCGGACCUAUACCUUUAUGGAACCGAUUACCAGGCUGGAUCUGGUCCAAGGCCGGAUCGACCUGCUCGCAGUACAAACAAGGCUGGGCUUUGCUCUGCUAGACCUGUCUACAGGCGUGCUGAAGCGCAUCGCCAGCGUGCGACACCAGGGCGAGGACGGCCCCGAGCUAGACGACAAGGUGCGGAUGAAUGACGGGGCCAUUGACGCCCGCGGUCGGUGGUGGGCUGGCACCAUGGCCCAAGACGAAGAGAGCCGGAUCGGCCGGCUAUGGUGUCUCGAGAAUGGCGAGGUCAAGGAGUUCCCCAUUGAAGACGAAAAGGGCUGCGCCGUGCUCAAUGGUCCCGUUUGGUCACCAGAUGACAAGACCAUGUAUGUGCCUCAUACGCCGCAAGGUAAAAUUUGGCAGUAUGAUUACGAUGUCAAGACGGGGAGUGCCUUGAAUAGACGCCUGUUUGCCCAUCUCGAGAACGGCGGUAUGCCAGAUGGGUUGGCUGUGGACAAAGAUGGAUAUAUAUGGACCGCGGCAAACUCCAAGGGGAAGCUCGUCAGGUUUUCUCCGGAGGGAACGGCAGUGGCCGAGGUUGAGGUGCCAGGAGCGAAAAUGUGCUCCUGUCCAGCAUUUGGAUCGCCAGAUAUGAAGACGCUGUUUAUCACGUCAAUUGCAGAUGAUGGUUCUUCUGGACAUGUAUAUCAAGUUAGGGUCGACGUUGGGGGAAUUGCCAGGCAUAAGUAUCGUCUGGCUUGA
Molecule: messenger RNA, 1119 nt
Organism: Pestalotiopsis fici W106-1
Lineage: Eukaryota; Fungi; Ascomycota; Sordariomycetes; Amphisphaeriales; Sporocadaceae
Exons: 1
Coding region: 1-1119 (372 amino acids)
Biological process (GO): L-ascorbic acid biosynthetic process
Molecular function (GO): calcium ion binding; gluconolactonase activity
Source: RefSeq, a predicted model, not a curated record